This is a messenger RNA of Salvelinus fontinalis (brook trout), 5648 nucleotides long. RefSeq names its product chromatin assembly factor 1 subunit A-like. The record is from RefSeq and is a predicted model, not a curated record. Gene Ontology annotation, biological process: nucleosome assembly. The transcript is spliced from 16 exons. Lineage: Eukaryota; Metazoa; Chordata; Actinopteri; Salmoniformes; Salmonidae. Bases 250 to 2883 code for a protein of 877 amino acids. Gene Ontology annotation, cellular component: CAF-1 complex; nucleus.
CUCCCGCCAAAUCUGACUGACGACGGGCGCGAGUCAGCAAGGAGAUCCAAAGGGAGCGUGUGUGAGAUGCGGAAAGAAUAACAUGUAGCUACUUAGUCUUAAAAAUAGUAAAACCCAGUCAACUGUAUAGUAUAUUUUGCAGAAUAACAGUGUUACUCUGGAAGACCUGUCAAUAUUGCGACAUCAUAUGGUUUUGUUAUAUUGCCACUGUUUUCCGCACAAGGAUAUCAAAAGUGAGGGAAGUCUCGGAUGGUGAUGCUGGCGGCGGAAGAUCCAUCUGUGGACGGGCAUUUAGCAUCCACUCCACGGAGGAGAGGUAUGGAUGGCAAAGUCAAACCCAGCAAUGCCAAUAAGAAGCUUGUUCAGGCUCGCCUUCCAUUUAAGCGUCUGAACCCAGAGCCCAAAGAGACCAGUGAACCCAAAAGAACUCGUGCCCUUCCCUGCCCAGAGCCUGGGCUAUCAUAUGGGGAGAAUGAAUCUGAAAGUUCCCCGCUACCCAUGCAUCACGGACCAGCCCUGGUUAACGGCCGCGGACCCCUGGAUGGAUUCAUGAGUAACAGCAGCCAAACUUCCCCUGACAAAAUAAUAGUUGUUGUUCUCACUGAGGACUUCAAUUCAACUGACCCUCUAAAGCAGCAACCUGCGACACCCAUUUCUGCCUCGUGUCCUCCCACAAAAAACAGCCACCAGAGCAAAACCCUGAGUGCUGUAACGGCCACCAAAACAGGGCAAUUAGACUGCAAGGUGGGGGAUGAACAGGAUGGGGAGGACACUGCAUCAAUCUCACAGCUAGAUACAACACAGGGAUCUGACAUAGAGGAAGAGUCUGUCAUCCCUGAUAUGUCCAGUCAUUGGAAUGGGUCCAAGCUGUCUCCUUCAUCCACCAGCGCUCUGUCAGCGGCCGAGAGCUCCCCAGAGGCUGCCAAGACGGAGAACAAUCCUACUGUCACGGAGCCACAUUCCACCCCUAAAAUAGAGCAGAAAACUGUGAAAAGACGCUCUAUAAAGAAUUUGCAGGAGCAAGAGGAAAGGCUACACCAGCGCCAAGAGAGAGAGUGGCAGCGGGAGGAGGCUAAAGCUGUUAAAGAGAAGAAAAAAGAGGAGGCCCGCAAACUGAGAGAGGGGGAAAGAAAGGAGAAAAGGGAGAAAGAAGAGUGUGAAAAAAGAGAGAGAAAAGAAAAAGAGGAAAAGGAAAAAGAAGAGAAAUUAAGAGCGAAAGAGGAGCAUCGCAAAUCGAAGCAGGAGGCAAAACUUGAAGGCAAGAGAAAGAAAGAGGAGGAGAAACGGUUGAAAGAAGAGAAGGAUAGGCUCAAAGCAGAGAAAGCAGAGAUAACACGAUUCUUACAGAAACCAAAGACUCCUCAGCAGGCCACAAAGACCCUUGUGUCUGCCUGUGGAAAGUUUGCUCCAUUUGAGAUAAAGGAGCACAUGGGUCUGGCGCCGCUGACCCGGGUCCAGUGUGAGGAGGCAGUCCUGGAUGAACUGGACCGGUACCUGGCUAAACCUGAUGGAAGUCUGCACGGCCUGAGGGACUGGACCAGAAAUGAGCCCCGCAGAUCAGGCCGAACCAAGCCCAGAAGCACAGACUCUAUGAGGGAGUGUAUAGUGGUAGUUAAGGGGCCUAAACCGGACGGUGUGCCUGACCGGCAGUGCUAUGGCCGCAUGAAGCUCCUUCAGUUCCGUGAGAACUACCGGCCUGCCUACUGGGGCACGUGGAGUAAAAAGAGCCCCCACAUCUCCCCACGUUACCCUCUCAGACAGGACAAGGACCUGUUGGAUUAUGAAGUAGACAGUGAUGAGGAGUGGGAGGAGGAGGAGCCAGGAGAGUCCCUGUCACACAGUGAAGGGGAGGAUAAUGAUGAGGGAGGUGAAAAUGACGACGACGAUGAGGAUGGUUUCUUUGUACCCCAUGGUUACCUAUCAGAUGGGGAGGGGGCAUUGGAGGAGGAAGAGGAGGGUGGCGACCCAGAGAAGCAGAAAGUUCGUCAGAAGCUGAAGGCCCGGGAGUGGGACGAGCUGAUGGCCAAGAAGAAGGUGAAGGUGCUGGAGGCGGUGGUGAGAAGCUGUGUAUGGGAGGGAGAGGGUCCUCCUCUGGAGCUAUUCCAGCAAUUCGCUGUGUGCCUGGUAGAACCCCUGCCAGAGGCGGAGCCCACCACCCCAGAGGACUACGCACAGAAACUACAACAGAAACUACAAGAAGAUGAGCAGCUGCUGUCCCAGUUGCUGCCACUGCUCCAUGGAAAUGUGAACAGCAAUAAGGUGAUCAUCACAGAGUUCCAGGAGUUUUGUCGCCAGAAAUUGACCUCUACUAUUUCCAGCCCCCAGAACUCGGGAGACAUCCCCACCAGGACCCGUCUGAAGCGCCUUAUCAAGGGAAAUGCCAUGUAUGAGAAGCGCUCGGCCUACAGACGCUGCUGCUGGUACAUACACACAGAGGUCCUGGCUCGCUUCAGCCAGGAGGCUCUCCCUGUGCCCUGCCAGUGGAACUACCUCACCUCUGGGGCCCAUGUGUCGCGUGAAGAAUCCUCUGCGGCCACAGGCUCGCAGGGCAACUCCCCAACCACCCCACAGACCUCCAAUACACCCUCCUCCUCCAGCAAGACUCCCUCAUCCUCCAACAAGAGGAAGAGUGCCGGCAGCAUGUCCAUCACCAAGUUCAUGAAGAAGGCUGCCGACCCUGAGCAGGCUCAUGAGAUGGAUGGGUUCCAAGCAGACACCGAUGAGGAUGAAGCAGACUGCGUCAUAAUCCUUACACAGAAAGGAUCUUCCAGAAAGGAUACCUUUCCCACAGAGAAUGAGAGCACAGAAAAAAUGGAGGUGACCCCCUCUGAUACGACUGCUCUCCCCCUGCUCCGGCCCAUUCCCACCCCGGCCACCGCCUAAGAACUGCCCCCUGCCUCUGGGGGUGUGUACCCAGUGUCAGAUAGAAUCAGGUCUUCAAUCAAGAUAACAUUCUGUUGUGGAACACAUGCCACCCACACAGUAUCACUUUCCACUCUGCUCCUCUAAGUACCAGACAUCUGCGUGUAAAAAUGAAAGUGUCUGACCGAGAAACUUAUUAGGGCAUGGUAUAUUUAAGUCCAAUGCUCAACCAUUUUAUUUCUUGGUUCAGUUGGAGUGUCAGACAUGUUUAUAUGGAUGUCUUUGCUUGGUGAGGAGUGGAAGGUGGCUCAGACAGUCAAGACUCUCCUACUGUGGUAGAUUGGGUGGCCAUUCUAGUAGUUGCCGUGUGCUGGCCCACGUGUCCUCCUUUUUAUACAUACAGUUCCAGUCAAAAGUUUGGACACACCUACUCAUUCAAAGGUUUUUCUUUAUUUUUACUAUUUUAUACAUUUGUAGAAUCAUAUUUAAGACAUCCAAACGAUGAAAUAUCACAUAUGGAAUCAUGUAGAUAACCAAUAGUGUUAAACAAAUAUAAACAAAUAAAAAUGUUAUUUGAGAUUCUUCAAAUUAGCCACCCUUUGCGUUGAUGACAGCUUUGCACACUUUUGGCAUUUUAUCAACCAGCUUCAUGAGGAAUGCUUUUCCAACAGUCUUGAAGGAAUUCCCACAUAUGCUGAGCACUUGUUGGCUGCUUUUCCUUCACUCUGCAGUCCAACUCAACCAAAUUGAGAUGGUUGGAAUGAGGUCGGGUGAUUGUGGGGGCUAGGUUGUCUGAUGCAGCACUCCAUCACUGCUUCUUGGUCAAAUAGCCCUUACACAGCCUGGAGGUGUGUUGGGUCAUUGUCCUGUUGAUAAACAAAUGAUAGUCCCACUAAGCGCAAACUAGAUGGGAUGGUGAAUCGCUCCAGAAUGCUGUGGUAAGCAUGCCUUGAAUUCUAAAUAAAUCACGGACAGUGUCAUCAGCAAAGCACCAUCACACCACCUCCUCCAUGCUUCACGGUGGAAACCACACAUGCGGCGAUCAUCCGUUCACCUACUGUGUCUCAAAGAGGUUGGUUGGAACAAAAAUCUCAAAUUUGGACUGAUCAAGACCAAAGGACAGAUUUCCACAGUUCUAAUGUCCAUUGCUCGUGUUUCUUGGCACAAGCAAGUCUCUUCUUAUUGGUGUCUUUUAGUAGUGAAGUCUUUGCAGCAACUCAACCAGGAAGGCCUGAUUUGACGCAGUCUCUGAACAGUUGUGUCUGUUACUUGAACUGUGUGAAGCAUUUAUUUGGGCUGCAAUUUCUGAGGCUGGUAACUCUAAAGAACUUGUCCUAUGCAGCAGAGGUAACUCUGGGUCUUACUUUCCUUUGGUGGUUCUUAUGAGAGCCAGUUAAUUCAUAGCGCUUGAUGGUUUUUGCAGCUGCACUUGAAGAAACUUUCAAAGUUCUUGACUGUCGUUUCUCUUUGCUUAUUUGAGCUGUUCGUGCCCUAAUAUGGACUUGGUAUUUUACCAAAUAGGGCUAUCUUCUGUAUACCACCCCUACCUUGUCACAACACAUUAAGGAAAGAAGUUCCACACACCUGUUAAUUGAAAUGCAUUCCAGGUGACUACCUCAUGAAGCUGGUUGAGAGAAUGCCAAGCAUGUGCAAAGCUGUCAAGGCACAGGGUGGCUUCUUUGAUUUGUUUAACACAUGAUUCCAUAUGUGUUAUUUCAUAGUACAAUGUAGUAAAAAUAAAAACCCUGGAAUGAGUGUGCAUAUACAGUGGGGAGAACAAGUAUUUGAUACACUGCCGAUUUUGCAGGUUUUCCAACUUACAAAGCAUGUAGAGGUCUGUAAUUUCUAUCAUAGGUACACUUCAACAGUGAGAGACGAAAUCUAAAACAAAAAUCCAGAAAAUCACGUAUGAUUUUUAAUUAAUUUGCAUUUUAUUGCAUGACAUAAGUAUUUGAUACAUCAGAAAAGCAGAACUUAAUAUUUGGUACAGAAACCUUUGUUUGCAAUUACAGAGAUCAUACGUUUCCUGUAGUUCUUGACCAGGUUUGCACACACUGCAGCAGGGAUUUUGGCCCACUCCUCCAUACAUACCUUCUCCCGAUCCUUCAGGUUUCGGGGCUGUCGCUGGGCAAUACGGACUUUCAGCUCCCUCCAAAGAUUUUCUAUUGGGUUCAGGUCUGGAGACUGGCUAGGCCACUCCAGGACCUUGAGAUGCUUCUUACGGAGCCACUCCUUAGUUGCUGUAUGUUUCGGGUCGUUGUCAUGCUGGAAGACCCAGCCACAACCCAUCUUCAAUGCUCUUACUGAGGGAAGGAGGUUGUUGGCCAAGAUCUCGCGAUACAUGGCCCCAUCCAUCCUCCCCUCAAUACGGUGCAGUCAUCCUGUCCCCUUUGCAGAAAAGCAUCCCCAAAGAAUGAUGUUUCCACCUCCAUGCUUCACGGUUGGGAUGGUGUUCUUGGGGUUGUACUCAUCCUUCUUCUUCCUCCAAACACGGCGAGUGGAGUUUAGACCGAAAAGCUCUAUUUUUGUCUCACAUGACCUUCUCCCAUUCCUCCUCUGGAUCAUCCAGAUGGUCAUUGGUAAACUUCUUGUUUUUCUUUGAGACUGUGGUCCCAGCUCUCUUCAGGUCAUUGACCAGGUCCUGCCGUGUAGUUCUGAGCGGAUCCCUCACGAUCAUUGAUGCCCCACGAGGUGAGAUCUUGCAUGGAGCCCCAGACCUGAUCGCGAGAUCUUGGCCAACAACCUCCUUCCCUCAGUAAGAGCAUUGAAGAUGGGUUGUGGCUGGG